Molecule: messenger RNA, 1571 nt
Organism: Microplitis mediator
Lineage: Eukaryota; Metazoa; Arthropoda; Insecta; Hymenoptera; Braconidae
Product: ribosome biogenesis protein NOP53
Exons: 3
Coding region: 96-1514 (472 amino acids)
Biological process (GO): ribosomal large subunit assembly; rRNA processing
Cellular component (GO): nucleolus
Molecular function (GO): 5S rRNA binding
Source: RefSeq, a predicted model, not a curated record
UAAUUUCCAACAUAUAUAAAAACGUGCUCUCUGACAUCAACAACGUGGUGAAAAUAUACUAAAACAAUAAUAUAUAAGACAAGUGAUUAAUAAAAAUGAAAAUAAUAACCGAAAGUGAAGGUGUCAAAAAACGCAAACGAGUUUCGAAAAGAAAUAAAAUAUCCUGGCGUAAAAAUAUCGACAUCCAGGAUGUUGAUGACUUUCUUGAAGACAAAAGGUUAGAGGAACGUCUGGGUAAACCAUUUUCCAAAAGAACAGCCGCCGAAUUAUUUACCGUUGACACUAAACCCGACAACAAACUCGGAAAUCUCGAAAAUGUGCCCGAGAUAACCAGCAAAGCUGCUUACAGACUCGCACUCCGUAAUUCGGAGCCAAAAUGUUAUUCCUCAUUGAAGUCAACUUCAGCGGUACCAGAUCCCAUCGCAAAACGAAAUCGCGUAAGGACACCCGAGGAACGUAAGAAUCCAAUAACGCGGCGAAUUGAAAUGACCAGAAGAUUGAACGGUCAGUUGAAGUUGAAGGAAAGAAACGCUAUUGAGAACAAACGUUUGGCUGAAGCUAAAAGAAACAGCAGACCAAAACGUGGGGAAUAUAAUCUUGAUGCCUGGGAUAUUACACCUGAGCAAGUCACCGAAUUAAAUUCGCAAAUGGACACACAGUGGCUGAGUUCCGAUACUAUUAGACAUACUCUGGCUAACAAGGGAUUAAACAAACGUAAAAUUCCUGGUUCCGUUCAUAAAAAAACUUCUGUUCUACCAGCAGUUGAACCUCCGCACCCUGGAAUGUCUUAUAAUCCAUCGUUUGAAGAUCACCAGGAUUUACUGAGGAAAGUCGCUGAAAAAGAGAUGAAAUUAAUCAAGGAAGAGAAACAUCUUGAGAGAGUCACCACCAAAAUGUUUAAGAAAGUAACGCCGGAACAACAAACAGACAAUUGGCUGAAAGAAUCAUCUGAAGGUCUAUCACUUGGAGACAAAGAAAAGACUGAGAAUGAGAAAAAUAAUGAUGAUGGUGAUGAUGAUGACGAUGGUGUUUUGAAGGCAGUAAACCCGCCGGUUAAUAGAAAGAAAAAGACACUUGUGCAGAGACGGAAACAGAAAGAACAGAGAAAGUUGAAGCUGGAGUUGAAGAAAGGAAAGAUGGAGAAGAAGAAAGUCAGUGAUUUGUACAGACUGAAGAUGCUGGAGAAGAAGAUCGAGGUGAGCGAGCGCGAGAAGAAAAUUCUACAUGAGAAGAGAGAGAAAUUAAAUGCCAGGAAAGCUCUUGAGCCGAAGGUCCUGUCCAAGACCAAGUACGAAGAGCCGGAGCUUGACUUCCAAAUGGGACAUGAGCUGACUGGUAAUUUACGCAGCACCAAACCCACCACGAGUUUGCUCAGUGACCGGUUCAAGUCUUUGCAGCAGAGGAGUAUUGUCGCUCCCAGUAGACGUAUAUUGGGACUCAAUAAGGCUAAAGUUAAAAAGUUUAUUAAAGCCGAUCACAAAAUUACGAUGCCCAAGACUAAGAAAAAUAAAUAAUUUUAUGUUUUUUUAUUUUAUAUUAUUGCUGGCGAUUAAAUGGAAAUUAAAUUUUAA